This is a messenger RNA of Neoarius graeffei (lesser salmon catfish), 1933 nucleotides long. RefSeq names its product aarF domain containing kinase 1 (gene adck1). Gene Ontology annotation, biological process: mitochondrion organization; lipid homeostasis. NCBI's taxonomy places the organism in Eukaryota, Metazoa, Chordata, Actinopteri, Siluriformes, Ariidae. The coding region runs from base 177 to 1742 and encodes 521 amino acids. The record is from RefSeq and is a predicted model, not a curated record. Gene Ontology annotation, cellular component: mitochondrial inner membrane. The transcript has 12 exons.
CAAACCGGUGACAGCGUGUGAGCGCGUGCAGACCAAAUGAAGGUGAAUUACUGAGAUUAAAAAGGAUUUUCGGUGACAAAAACGAGCGUUAUUUCCACUUAAAGCACUGCGACAGAGCCUCUGGCUAACGAGUCUGUGGAUGUGUCAGAUAUCCUCUGUUCCAUCAAGCACCUCACAUGGCCGUGCGACUGCUGAAAGUGUCAUCUGUUGCGACUGCACUCAUCGCCUCAUCCGGAUUUUACCUGUACUCUCAGAAAGUCGACCUCAAUGACCUCAGCAUCAUCAGAUUUGGCCGAGCAGCUGCUGCGACGGCGGUCAUCAGUUAUGACUAUCUCACCUCUCUGCGUGAAGUUCAGUACGGGACAGACGAGUACUGGAGCCUCAAAUCAGAGGUCCACAGACGCUCAGCCGAGAGGCUCAGAGACCUGUGCUGUGCGAACCGAGGCACAUUCAUUAAGGUGGGGCAGCAUCUCGGUGCUCUGGACUACCUCCUGCCCGAGGAGUACACGAGCACACUGAAGAUCCUCCACAGCCGAGCUCCGCCCAGCACCAUGCAGGAGAUCCAGCAGGUCAUCAGAGAAGAUCUGGGCAAAGAGCUGGGCGAGUUGUUUGUGAGCUUUGAGGAGAAGCCACAGGGGGCAGCGUCUCUCGCUCAGGUCCACAGGGCCGUCUUGGCUAACGGCGCCACAGUGGCAGUCAAAGUGCAGCAUCCGAAGGUUCAGGCUCAGGGCUCCAAGGACAUCAUGGUGAUGGAGUUCCUCCUGCAGGUGGUUCAUUGGCUCUUUCCAGACUUUGCGUUCAUGUGGCUGGUAGAAGAGGCGAAACGAAACAUGCCUCUUGAGCUCGACUUCCUCAACGAGGGACGAAACGCUGAGAAAGUCGCCCACAUGCUCAGGCACUUCGACUUCCUCAAGGUACCAAAAAUCCACUGGGAUCUUUCCACCAAGCGCGUCCUGACCAUGGAAUUUGUCGAGGGAGGGCAGGUGAACGAUCGUGAGUACAUGACGGAGCACGGAAUAGACGUCAACGAGGUUUCCAGGAACUUGGGCAAGAUGUACAGUGAGAUGAUAUUCGUGAACGGUUUUGUGCACUGCGACCCUCACCCCGGCAACGUGCUGGUGCGAAAGUGCCCGAAAACCAAUAAGACGGAAAUUGUUUUACUCGAUCAUGGCUUGUAUCAGUUACUGAAGCCGGAGUUUCGUCUGGAUUACUGCAGACUGUGGCAGAGUCUCAUAAAGGGAGACAUGAAGGGUAUCGAGCGCUAUAGUAGACGUCUGGGGGCUGGAGAUCUGUACCCGCUGUUCGCCUGUGUCCUCACGGCCCGCUCCUGGAGUUCAGUCAGCACCGGCAUCAGCCAGACCCCUGUCACAAACACUGAGGAUGUGGAGAUCCGCAUGAACGCGGCGCGGUACCUCCCUCAGAUCAGUGAGCUGCUGAACCGAGUUCCUCGGCAGAUGCUGCUGUUGCUGAAGACCAACGACCUCUUGAGGGGCAUCGAGACGGUGCUCCAGACCCGUGCCAGCUCCAGUUCCUUCAUCAGCAUGAGCCGCUGCUGCACACGGGCACUCGCCAGUUAUAAGAGGAGUAAGACUGACUCGAGGACAAGGAGGCUGCAGAUCAGCGUGUCCGAGGCGCUCUCUCUGUGUCAGAUCAGUCUGUAUGAAGUGGUGUUGUGGAUUCGGAGCUCAUUGUUGGUGAAGUGGAUGUGUUACAUGCUCGGCUGUUUACCCUUCGUACGAUGAGGGUGUUAAAGGGGGUUGAAAACGGACCACUGCACUGCCUCGCUGCUUCUUCUUGCUCUUAGAACUCUCACUGUCACUCCAUCCACAACAUACCCAUGCCACACGGCAGGACGAGAACCUGGAUGUAUUGUGUAGAGUGACAGAGUUACAGUUGUGGUCAGAAGUUUACAUACAGUGGUGCUUGAAAGUUU